Molecule: messenger RNA, 921 nt
Organism: Microstroma glucosiphilum
Lineage: Eukaryota; Fungi; Basidiomycota; Exobasidiomycetes; Microstromatales; Microstromataceae
Product: RNA-binding domain-containing protein
Exons: 6
Coding region: 1-921 (306 amino acids)
Biological process (GO): mRNA splicing, via spliceosome
Cellular component (GO): nuclear speck
Molecular function (GO): RNA binding
Source: RefSeq, a predicted model, not a curated record
AUGUCCUAUCCGCCCAGAGACAGCAGAGACGUCAGGGAUUACCCUCCCCCUGCAGCCAGGGAUGGCAGGGACUACCUCCCUCCUCCUCCACGCGGCGCUGGAGGACCUCCGCCAAGGGACAUGGACUACCCUCCCCCGCGGGACCGAGGUUACGGACCUCCUCCUCCCAGAAGGGAGCCUCCCAGGACUACGCUCUUUGUUGCUGGGUUCCCACCCGAGAUGAGGGCAGCUGACCUCGCCUAUUACUUUGAGCGAUUGGGCCCUUUGGUUCGAUGCGACAUUCCCGCCCUCAGGAGCAUGCAGAGCAAGCCUUAUGCCUUCAUCGAAUUUGAAGAUCCCAGGGAUGCAGCAGCAGCUCAUCAUGAGAUGCACGGCGUUCGCUUCGGUGGCAACGCUAUCACCAUCCAAUUCGCAAAGAACGCCCCCUCUUCGAACUGGCGAUUCGACGGACCAGGUCGAGAUGGCCCGCCUCCUCGCGGAGGACCCCCGCGCCGUCAGCGAUCUCCUUCGCCUCGUCGAGGUGCCCCUAGGGAUGGAGGCGAAGACCGAUACCGUGGUCGGGACGAGAGGGACAGGGACUACCGCCGUGGAGGUGACAGGGGUGGCCCGCCCCGAUCAGGCGGACGAGGAGGCUACGACCGUGGAGAGCGCGAACGUCGUCGUGAUGAGCCCCAGGGCAAGGAUGGCAGGGACGAAGCCGCCGCUCCUGCCGACAGGCGAGACAGUCGAGAGGAACAGACUGCGGGUGACAGGGCCGCCGCUACGGACUCUGCAGUCACCACUGCUGCUGACGACAGGGACGGAGAUGCACCAGCGCCAGUAAAGGAGGCAGAGGAGCCGCAGACGGAGAAUGCUCUCACACCUCCACCCGCCGUUGUCGAGGCGGAAGGCGAGGGCGAGAGGGACGCAGUCGAGGUCUGA